Molecule: messenger RNA, 2567 nt
Organism: Schistocerca nitens (vagrant locust)
Lineage: Eukaryota; Metazoa; Arthropoda; Insecta; Orthoptera; Acrididae
Exons: 17
Coding region: 73-2073 (666 amino acids)
Source: RefSeq, a predicted model, not a curated record
UAUUUGAAGCUCUCUCCACACAAUAAAGCAAUUAAUACUGCUGGGAGAAGGCAUUCCACAUCGGACCUCAAAAUGGAGAGUGAUGCACUACUGGAAAUGAACCGAAUGGAAUUAAGAUCUGGGAGAAACCUUGUAAAAUGUGCAGCUGCUGACUCCAUGGAACUUGCUGGUACCUCUACCAAUUCAAAAGAAACUAUGCAGACUCCAGUAAGGAAAUCUUUUCAUAUUAAAAGAAGUAUAGGGAAGGAAAAAGAAAAUGAAGAACCAGGUGCACCCUUUAUCUCAGUAGAAAAUUUCCCAGAUAGAAAAUCAAGCCAAAGAAAAUCGAAUAAAAGGAAGAGCAAAUGGGAGGAAGAAAAUGAAGGAAUGGUUGUAACCAGUCAUUUGGCAGAAAAUGCACAGACUCCAAACAGUAAAUUUAGCCUUACCAAGAAAAGAAGGAAGAGCAUGCAAAUUUUAAAUGAACAACCAGCUGUACCCUGUGAAUCAGUUGAAAAUUCUCUGGAUGGAAAAACAAGCCAAGGAAAAACAAAUAAAAGGAAAAGAAAGUUGGAAGAAGAAAAUGAAGGAAUGGAUACCUCCGUGGUUUCAAAAGAAACUACACAGACUCCAACAAGGAAAUCUGUUCAUAUUAAAAGGAGUGCAGGAAAGGAAAAGGAAAAUGAUGAACCAGCUAUAACUAGCCCUUUGGCAGAAAAUGCGCAGAUUCCAAACAGUAGAAUGAGCCUGACCAAGAAAAGAAGGAAGAGCAUGCAAAUUGUUAAUGAACAACCAGGUACCUCCACUAUUUCAACAGAAACGACACAGACUCCAACAAGGAAAUCUAUCCAUAUUAAAAGAAGUGUAGGAAAGGAAGAGCAGAAUGACAAACCAGCAGGUACCCCCACUAUUUCAACAGAAAUGACACAGACUCCAACAAGGAAAUCUAUCCAUAUUAAAAGAAGUGUAGGGAAGGAAGAGCAGAAUGACGAACCAGAUAUACCCUGUAACUUGGUUGAAGAUUCUCCUGACGGGAAAUCAGGUAAAAGAAAAACGAAUAAAAGGAGGAGCAAGUUGGAGGAACACAAUGAAGGGACAGAGGUUAGUGAUCUUGCACCGCCAUUACAAGAAUGUGGGACUUCUUCUACACAUAUGACAGAAAAUAUAGAAAGAAAUGAUGAACUUUUAGUGCCAAUUACUGAUCAGAAUGAGGAGGAUAUUGCCGAAAUUCUGAACAGUACAUUUGAAGUGGCUGAACAAGAUUCCAUUCUUCAGACACCUGCUCGCAAACGUUCAGUUAGGUUUGCAGCUGCAGUAGAAACAGCAUCUUUUUCUAGCUCUGUGGACAGUACUCCAAAAUUUUCAACUCCAGUUUCAGUGAAUAGUAAACAGAGAAGCAGCCACUACAAAGGAACUCCACAUCCUUCAGUCAAGAAGCGUCCGGCCAGUAUUCUGAAAACUUCAUCCAGUAAAAAGUUUCCUUCCAGUUCGAAGGAUACGUCAUUGAAAGGAAAAGGCUCAGCUCGCAAAAUGCCAGAUUUCAACAGCAUUCAUAAAGCCCAGUUUGAAAAGAUGGAGUCUAUUGUUGACUUCAGUCACAGACGCCAGAAGUGUGUGAGAAAAUUGGAAGAUCAGGCAGUUGAUGGCAACGACAAAGAGGUACAACUAAAGCCAUUUGCAGUUGUCAAGCCAGUGGAGAAAAUGUCACGAAAUGCUGUCAGUCGAAUACCUGUGGCUCCACAGAACACCAGCAGACAUGGGACACCAAGAGCAUUGUCCAGCAGUCACAUUCCUGUUGCCGGCUUCCAUGUCUUGAAAGAAAAGAAUUUUGAUGCACGUCUCAGUGCACCACAUACAAUCAAUUCAAGGCCCAGUUCUGCAAAAAUGGGAAAUAAUUCUAGACCAAAGCCUUUGAGUAACCUCAAGCCACAGCGAAUUACUUAUGAACAAGCUAAAGCAACAAUACAGAACAAGAAACCUUUGGCAGCUGUUAAAAGAGAGGCUGAAAGACUGGAGAAUCGCAACAUUUUGAAAGGAGUAAGAUUGAACCGCCGAUUUGAAUUACAGAUGCAGCACCGAAAAUUAAAUGUGUAAUUAUUAUUGUAUAUUCUUCAAGUAAUUUUACUCCUGGCAUUUCAGUACUGGGCUUUCAUGUAACACGCCCAACAUGUGACAUAAAGAACUGCUGUUCUUAUGCUUGCCUUUCUGUUCUUUCUAAUAUAUUUGUCUUUGUAUAACAAAUGAUUAUAUCCAUUAACGGUAAUAAAUUUAACUUUUAUUCAGCUAAUCUUUGGCAGCUUUGUUCAUGCUGGACAUGUAACUUUUUCUGUAUGUCAUUUAUUUAAUCUGCAUUCAAACAGUGGGUGUAUAUUAUUUUAUAGAAGUGUAUAAAUAGAUAAAUUAUAUACAGAUAGAAAAUGUAUCCUGUUUAUAGAGUUGUUAAUUUAUGAAUGUUUCUGUAUGUUAACAGUUUUUGUAAAGUGAUAACGGAUUACUGAGUUUUGUUGCAAUUUCACAAUAAUUUUCAUUAAUACUUGUAUUUCAUGUUAGAUUUACAGAGCAUGUUUAUGAAAUUUGGAGCCAAAAUA